AUGAAUAAAUAUUUAUGUAUUAUUAAACGAUUUACUUCUAGUAAACCUUCACAAAGUCCGCCAAAAAUAAAAUCUAAAGAACCACUCUUGGCACAUGAAACAAAAUAUGGAAAUAUAACUAAAAAAUGGAAUUAUAGAUCAGAAAUUGUUAAACAUAAAAAAUUGGAUCAUAAACACUAUUUUAUUUGGUUAGGUUUUGGGGCAUUUUCUUUAAUAGGUGGCUUGUUUUUUAUUACAAUAAAAUCAGCUGUUCUUAAAAACAGGAAAGAAGAAAUGCAAAUGAGAGAAAAUCUUCGUAAAGAGUUAGAAUUAACAGGCCAGGAGAGGAAACAAAUUGGUGUAAUGGAUUCUAUCACUAAAGAUUAA
Strongyloides ratti is the source of this 366-nucleotide messenger RNA. RefSeq lists its product as hypothetical. The transcript is spliced from 2 exons. The coding region runs from base 1 to 366 and encodes 121 amino acids. NCBI's taxonomy places the organism in Eukaryota, Metazoa, Nematoda, Chromadorea, Rhabditida, Strongyloididae. The record is from RefSeq and is a predicted model, not a curated record.